This is a messenger RNA of Aureobasidium pullulans EXF-150, 2332 nucleotides long. Its product is annotated as kinase-like protein. The transcript has a single exon. Lineage: Eukaryota; Fungi; Ascomycota; Dothideomycetes; Dothideales; Saccotheciaceae. Gene Ontology annotation, biological process: protein phosphorylation. Gene Ontology annotation, cellular component: cytosol. The record is from RefSeq and is a predicted model, not a curated record. Bases 397 to 2079 code for a protein of 560 amino acids. Gene Ontology annotation, molecular function: eukaryotic translation initiation factor 2alpha kinase activity; ATP binding.
AAACGGCGGUUCGAAACAGGGCUGUCAUCUGCUUCCAUCUGUUCUAGCUGCAGGUGCCUGAUGCAUGGACCUUGGUCGAGGUACCGGGAAUAGUUGCUGCUCACGAGUGCUGAUCAGAGAGACGCGACGGAAGGCUCGAUUGAGUUGUGGCAUUACUGUUGGAAGCAGAGUUGAAGCAGGGAAAACACCCAUGCUCAGCUGAGUUGGAGUCGCUCAGUAACCACUCCGUCAUCUGAUGACGCAAAAACCGGUUGCUUGUUGUGGUUUGCCUGUCUCGCAAAGCUCGUUACACCUUCAACUACUUUACGUGUCUGAACUGUCUCUCGACUUUCCUCCUCCACCUCAAACAUCUCAAUCCACCCACGUAUUUCCAUCACAACCAAUUGACACGAUAGAAUGCUUUCCGAAGGCGCAACAUUAACGGGCGAGACGGGCAAGAAGUACCUAGCAGUCAGCCCGUUAGGCCAAAGCAACGUCUGGACUGCCGUCGAGCAGAGCAAUGAUCCCAAGAAGCCCGUUCAGGUCGUCGUCAUCAAAGAGCCCGGCGAGGUCGACACAGAGCCAGGAUGGCCCAGCUUCCAGAACGAGAUGAUCAUGCACGAAGUCUUCAAAGACUCGCCAGCCAUCCGACAACAACUCGACAGAAUCCCCCCUCUCAAGGCCGGAGAUCCACCAAUGAUCGUCCUAGAGAUCACCGAAACGACCCUUUGGGGUGCUCGUACCAAGAGACCCAUGUCGCUAGCCGAGAUCAAGACUGUGGCCAAGGACGUCCUUGUGGGCCUGCGCGAUGUUCACGCUCAAGGCCUGGUGUACGCAGACCUCAAGCCUCAAAACAUCAUGGUCGACGGCUUCAACGCUGAGUCGGAAGGAAAGGACGAUCAUCUCAAGGCCAAGCUGGGUGAUCUAGGUCUCGUUAUGGAGCCCAUGAACGGCAAAGUCCAACCCAUCUCGUACCGUGCUCCCGAAGUCUACCUCAAAGGCGACAUCACCUCACGAGUCGACGUAUGGGGCUGGGCCCUCAUCUACUGCCAUCUUCUCGAAGCCCGUACUCGCUUCUCGAAGACCGGCCUCUACGACGACCUCGACACUAAGAGCGGAGGCAUGAAAGAAAGAGAGGACGCUGUCAAGAGUGCUUUGACAAACGACUAUAAGCUACAAAAUGAACCUGUCUACGGAAGCGUACCGCUGCCCCAGAACGAUCCAACCAAACACAAGGGCGAUCAGUGGGAGCUCUUGCGACAAAGAGGAUUGGAGGACGGUGAGGUCGACUUUCUCAGAUGGGUCUUGAAGGCCGACCCCUAUCAGCGGCCGUCCGUGAAUCAAAUCCUGGAGAGUGGAUGGCUCGAUAAGACAGCAGAAGAAGUAGCCGCUUCUGGCUUCACCCCUCCUGAGUUUGAGUUCCUCGAGUAUGACCCCAAGCGUGCCACACCGGAUGAGUUUGCAGCACAAGAAAAGCAAGAGGCAUCCAACAACAAGCAGGACCAAGGUAAUUACUUUGGUCUUGGUCAGACACAGCAGCAAACCAGACCCGCAAUGACGGAGAAGCGCUAUCACAGCGCGGAAGACGAGGUACCUGUCAAGAAGAUGUACGUGCCUGACGCCAAAUUGACGGCGCCGGCAGAGCAGCAGCAAGCAGGCCUUGCCUCUACUGCCAUUCCUACCCAGCCUACUCAAACGAGCACGUCAGCCGUACAGCCAACCCAAUUCCAGAGCGUCGAGAACAGCUCAACCUCAACCUCAGCCUUGCAGCCCACUCCGUUCAAGGACGUUAGCUCGUACUUCCAGGAUACCGCAGCUCCGUCUCCCUUCAGUGGCAAUGGUUCUAUCCAGAGCAAUGUGGCCGCUACUCCAUUCAAGAGCAUGGAUGCCACAGAGACCACGGCCAUCCCGAGCUCAUACACAAACGUCGGAUCAACCGGUAACAAAAUGGAGCCCACUCCCUUCACCAACACCAUUACCAUCCAGGAUGCCUCGGCUCCCGUUUCUUUCACCAACAUCAACGAGAGCAGUGUUUCCUCAGCCCCGCAAAGACCUCCUUUGAACACGACCAACACCGGCACCUUCCUCUCAUACCAAUAGAUUCGUUGAGAGAGAAGCGUCUUUUAUCAUUGCAUCCGUAUUUUAUGUAAUCAUUAGCCUUUGUUUCAGGAAACAAGAACAAGUUCAAUUCGCAAAUGCAUUUGGUUAAUACAAGAAAGAAGAAUUUACAAAAUAAAAGAAGAACUAGUACUGUGAACCAUUAUCCCCGUCGUGACAUCGUGACAACAAUGAAGGCAAUUCAAUCCUCACAACUCGUCCGUCUUGAUCACACCUUUGACGCCCUCGACGACGG